GCCAACAAACGAGCUGCUGGGUAAACAACAGUGGAUGCCUCGGAAGGCAGGAAUGGGAACUUCAUACUGGGCAAACAGUGAACCUUUUCCGUCCUGUUAAACGGGAACAGGCUCUCUAGUUCUUCAACCUUCCGACGGUUGACGGGAUGGAAAAGCGACUCAACAUGGCGGAAAAUAAUCGCGUAUUUUAGAAGUAAAGUGGAGCUAGCUUUAGCUUAGCUACGGAGGGCCCGCUGCCUUCGGUUUGGUCUCGCGGCUCAGCUCGGGACUGUGUCAGUUUCACAAUCCGAGCUACAACCUACCUCCGGUCGCGAGCUCAUCGUAGGCCUGCCCGGUUGUAGCUCGGGUGAUCAUCCAGAUAACUGUUCAUUUUACACACCCGGCUCUUAUUUUUCCUCAGGAUUUCAGCUCUUAUGUCUCAAAAAGGACAGUGACAUAUUUUAAAAUAAGGACUUAGACCCAGGUUGUGUGAAAUGUUGCGGUCAGAAGCGUAAGCAUACACGUGAGUGUGCCUGGAGGAAGAGCUGCCACCAUGAAGAGUGAGGUCCCAUCUGAGGCCUCUAGCAGACAGGAGCAUCUGAAGGAGCCACUGGUGAACCAGGAGUCCAUGGAAGCAGCUAAGAACUUCCCCAACAACAUGGAUGUUGCCAGUGAUUUUGCCAGAAAGGCUGCCAGUGAUUUUGAAGCCCUUUGUGAAUCCAGGCACCGGCCCCUGAGGGACACGGGGACCCACAGGGACUCGGAGAGGACCCUGCCGGGGCGGAGGAAAAGAAAGGGGACACAGGCUGGUCCAUCAGACUGCUCGUUGAAAGAGGACCACAUCAGUGAGAACUCCCUGGCACCUCAGCGGGCCAGAGUGGAACUUUUACAGCAUCCCAGUGAGGAUGAACACAACAACGAGUCCUCUUUUAGUGACUGUGCCUCCUCUCCGUCAUCCAGCCUCCGAUUUGGAGACUCGGAAACCCUGAGUUCCGAUGACGAGGCGGGGGAACCCGGCGCGACAGGGGGCCAACACAAGGCUCCUGCCCUACCGACCGGAGGAGGUGCUGCAGUUAGUCUACGCCCUAAUCUAGGCCGAACUCGGAGCAAUCGCUCCCAUAAAUGGGUCCGACCUGAGCCCGAGCCGGUGCUGCUGAAGCGGCCGUGCCUAAGCGGACGGCGGCCGCCGCACCGGAAGCACUUUGGGAAAACGGGUCCUGGGGGAGGUCCACGGACUCAGAAGCAAAAGGAGAGGCUGCUGCUGCAGAGGAAGAAACGGGAAGUGAUUGCACGUAGGAAAUACGCUCUGCUCCAUAGCACUAGCAGUUCCAGUGAAGAGCUCAGUAGUGACUCUUCUUCUGCUUCUUCGACGGAAGCCGAGGAUGAGCUGUAUGUGGAUGUCAGCAGCAGCAGCAGCCAGCCUAACAGUGCUGCUGUAGCUACAGGUGGUCUGGAUGAGGAUGUGGUGGUGAUUGAAGCCUCUCCAGCUCCAGCAGCUGCUGUUCCUGCGAGCGAGGAGAUCAACGUCACCUCAACCGACAGCGAGGUGGAGAUUGUCACGGUUGGAGAUGGAUACAGGUCCCGCUCGGUCGGAGCUCUAAGUAGGAUAUGGGGCAGUAGCUGUGCCCAGAGUCGCCUCCCAGAACCGCGUGGACGUCACCGGCUCUCAACAGUCAUCCAGCCAUUGCGGCAGAACCCUGGGGAGGUUGUGGAUCUCACCGUUGAUGAGGACGAUCUCUCUGUGGUGCCAACAACCUCUGGCAGCAUUCACACUCAGACAGUGAGGUCGUCAACUUCUUCAUCAUCCUCCCAUCUCGCCUCUACCUCCGAGCUCAAUGAUGCCCCGGGCCCUUCUACCAGCUGCGCGGGUUCCGUACCUGGAAGUCUACAUACACAGAGAGCAAGUGGCUCUGCUCGCACUGAGGAUGAUAACAGACCAAGUUUGCCUGGUGCAGGAGGAGAAGGCUCAGGAGCAGCCAUGCCCAGGUUGCCAUCCUGCUGUCAGCAGCACUCUCCAUGCAGCGGCCCCUCUCCUGGACACACGUCCCUCAGCCACUCCCAUUCUAGCUGCUUGCAAGCGUCGUCCUCUCAGCAGACCGCCGGCUCCCAGCACAGCAAUACUCACCACUUUGUCCACCAUAUCCAUCACCCUGCACCGCAGCCACCAGGAACCCUACCCUUUCAAGAGCCGAGCUGUCCUGUGGAACGGCCCAGUGCUCUGCCUGCUCCCUGUGCUGGAGUCAACAACAGCAACGGCAGCAGCAGUAAUGCAGCCCACUAUCAUGACCAGCAAACCCUGCCAGUGGACCUGAGCAACAGCAGCAUUCGAGCCAGCGGAACUGGAAGCGCUAGUUUCCAUGGCAGCACGUCAGCUUUUGACCCGUGCAGCCCGGGCUCCUCUUCGCGGCCCCCUGCUUAUGGUUCACAUGCCAACCCUGGGCCCAGUCAGCCAGCUGUGGUGGACUCAUUCAGCUCCUCCAUGGUGGCUCAGCCACAGACACAACCUCAGCCCUGCAGACAUUACAUUCACCCUACCUAUGGUUCUCUAACCCGGUCGCUGCAUCAUCAAGCUUCCCCCGCCUGCCCUCACUCUCAUGGAAACCCCCAACUCACACCUCAGCCUCCUCUGCAAGGCGAGUUUCUCAUUCCCCACUCCUUCCAUACACCGUUGCCAUCUCACCCUCCAGGUCACUCCGUUCCCCCCGCGCCUCCCCCUCCCCUUUCGGCCCACCACCUCCCUACUUCAAGCGUCCCCCUGGCUCAGCACCUUCCUCCGGAUCACCAGAGCCUGCAGCACCACAUGCCACCUCUGGGUCCUUCGGUGCAAAGGAUCCAUCAUCACGACGUGCUGCAGAGGAUGGAGGUCCAGAGGAGGAGGAUGAUGCAGCAUCCUACGCGGGCGCAUGAGCGUCCACCUCCACAUCCCCACAGGAUGCACCCCAACUACGGCCAUGGACACCACAUCCACGUGCCACAGACUAUGUCUUCCCAUCCCCGCCAGCCCGAGCAAAGAACAACAUGGGAGCUUGGCAUCGAGGCUGGUGUUCCCGUGGCUUCAUACGCAUCAGGGCACCUGCAUUCUCAUCUCCCCCACUACCACCCUCCCCCGAGACUGCACCACUUCCCCAUCUCCUUAAUGCACACUACUGGCAUUUCUGAAGUGACCUACCCGCACAUUAGGUACAUCUCAUCUAGAAUGACUGGCUUUGGAAGAACCUACGAGGACCUGCUGCAUUUAGAGGAACGACUUGGGACUGUGAAUCGAGGAGCCUCUCAGGGAACCAUAGAGAGGUGCACCUACCCACACAAGUACAAGAAGAAGGUGUUGGAGAGAGACAUUGACCAACAGUUAACCCCUGAAGCUUGGGCAUCUAUUGGGAAAAAUAUGCACGCAACCCCAGAAUCGAGAAAGCUGCACGGCAAGCAAGACGAAGAUGAAGGGGCAGAUGAAGACACAGAGGAGAAGUGUACCAUCUGCCUGUCAAUACUGGAGGAGGGGGAGGAUGUCAGGCGCCUGCCAUGCAUGCACCUCUUCCAUCAGCUGUGUGUGGAUCAGUGGCUCCUCACCAAUAAAAAGUGCCCCAUCUGCAGAGUGGACAUUGAGGCCCAGCUUUCUGCCGAGAGUUGAUGCUGUUUUCCCCCUACAACAACUUUUGUUUGUUUGGAAUUUAUUUUCAGAUCAUAUUAACUUUCUCUUCAGUACUGCAGUCAACCAAAGAUGGCAUGAAUUACCUGCGCAGCUCAACUACGAGCAAAAAAAGAAAAAAAGAAUAGACAACAAAAAAAAAAAAAAGCAUCGAGCCUGGAGUGCCAGCUCUCACAUAGUAGAACAACUAGAUUUCUUCACUUUGAAUUUAAGAUUUUAUUGUAUUUAUGAAGCUUUUAUGUAGCUUUUGAUUGUUUCCUCAAGUGUCAUUUCCGUUUUGUUUCUCUGCAUGUUUCCUUGCAAUGCAUUUCUUUGCACAUUUAACGUGGGCUUACACAGCCUAGUGAUUUGCAGGUGAGGGGCGCUGCUCUAGUAAAGAUGCAUUUCCGCAAACCUAAUGCCUUGCUUUACUAGAAUAGAAUGUCAACCUUCAGUUGAAAAAACAUUGCAGGAUUCAUCUUACCAGUCAUUGUAUUGAUUAGUUUAUGUUUAGCAGAUGUGGGUUGUUAGUGAAAGAUGUUUUUUGUUUUUUAAGUAAAUCAAGACAUUCCUCACAAAGGAAAUACGUUAACAGAUCAGCUGCUGUAUUAGUGCACACCCAGUAUUUCAAGAGUGGAAAUUGACUCCAUGGUUCACCUCAUUCCCAGGAUAUGCACAUGCUUUAUUACAAUAAAAACACCCUCCUGCACCUUCAUUCAACGACGGCACCGUUAUCAUCAUUAUCAUCAUCAUCAUCCCGUGUAUUUUAGGGAGCAAGGAAAAGAAUGUCACAUCCCUCUCUUGACUGUUGUUUCCAAACUGAGCGUUUGUCGGGAACUGCUGUGAAUCUUUUUUUUUUCUCUUUUCUUUCGGGGUUCUACCCACAGACAGACGUGCAAAGCCUAACUAAGGUUUUUUUUUUUUUUUUGUGAGAUAAUCUCAGGCCUACAUGUGUUGAAGAGAUUUGAAAAAUGGUGAUCAUGCUGUUAAAUUGAUAGUGGCAGUGGCGAUGACUUUUUGAUCUCCUGUGUGCGUGCGUGUGCGUUCAGAGGGGAAAAACACAGCUCAAGUUUAGAUUUACCGUUUGUUCUCGCACUUCUGAUUUAGCCACCAUCCCUUUUUGUCUCUCUGUAGUUGAGCAGCAUUGUUAAUCUUGGAUGCUGCAGAAAGAGGAAGGAAAAACAACAAAAACACUAAUACUGUUGACUAACUCACUCGCAUAGACUUGCACAAGAGAGAAAACGGUAGAUUAGUUGUGAACCUGACUGCGCUGAGGCCAUGUGUUUCCACUCCAAUAAUAAGAAAGAAAAAAAAAAAGGAAAAAAUGUUUUAAAUUGAGUGUUGAAAUGCAGUACUUAAAGCAGGUAUCCAUGCAUUCAUUGACUUAAAGGCACCAGGAUCAUAAUAUUAUGUGGGAUUUAUAUUAGUUUUGAAAAUAAUAUUAAUAAACUUGGAUAACUCUU
Messenger RNA from Cyprinodon tularosa, 5067 nucleotides. RefSeq names its product ring finger protein 111 (gene rnf111). The coding region runs from base 533 to 3607 and encodes 1024 amino acids. Gene Ontology annotation, molecular function: ubiquitin protein ligase activity; SMAD binding; SUMO polymer binding. Lineage: Eukaryota; Metazoa; Chordata; Actinopteri; Cyprinodontiformes; Cyprinodontidae. Gene Ontology annotation, biological process: positive regulation of DNA-templated transcription; positive regulation of transforming growth factor beta receptor signaling pathway; ubiquitin-dependent protein catabolic process. The transcript has 15 exons. The record is from RefSeq and is a predicted model, not a curated record. Gene Ontology annotation, cellular component: nucleus; cytoplasm.